Molecule: messenger RNA, 2094 nt
Organism: Anguilla anguilla (European eel)
Lineage: Eukaryota; Metazoa; Chordata; Actinopteri; Anguilliformes; Anguillidae
Gene: chp2
Product: calcineurin-like EF-hand protein 2
Exons: 7
Coding region: 290-874 (194 amino acids)
Molecular function (GO): calcium ion binding
Source: RefSeq, a predicted model, not a curated record
UACAACAUUGUAACAAGGAGGCCUGAACUGUCGGUAUUGUAGCGUAACCAUAUUCCCAUUGGCCAUUUCAGACAUCCUUAUUUCGACAGUGAUUGGACAGAACCAGUGUCCAUCGCGAAACACUGAACUUCAAUCCCAAAUAACAGUAAUCGGACUGUAAAGUUUAUUUUUCACUCAUGUGAGUUAUUUUUCCCAAUUCGAAAGAAAAACUCCUUUGAAAAUCGAGGUUCAAAAAGACAUUUAUAUUAUUAUUUUUUAAAAAUAAAACGAUAAAUAAUCUGUGCUGAGUAUGGGCUCAAACAACUCCACCCUAUCAAAAAUACCAAACGUGGGUGACUUGAUGCAAGAAACAGGCUUUACCCCUGCACAUAUCGUACGUCUGUACGAUCGCUUCGAGACUCUGGACAGAGAUAAGAAAGGUUACCUGAGUCUUAAAGAUUUUGGAUCCAUUAAGGAGCUGGCAUUGAACCCAAUAGGAGAUCGCAUAAUUGGAGCAUUCUUCACUCCAGGACAGGAAACUGUGGACUUCCACUCCUUCGUGAGGAUUCUAGCUCACUUCCGACCCGUGGACAAGAACCAGCCCAGGGACCCGAACACUCUAGAGGCCAUCAACAGCCGGACAAGCAAGCUCAGAUUUGCCUUUCAGUUGUAUGACCAAGACAAGGAUGGCAAGAUCUCCCGGGGUGAGCUUUUACAGGUGCUGCGCAUGAUGAUGGAGAUGCAGGUCACAGAGGAACAGCUGGAGAGCAUCGUUGACCGCACCAUCAUGGAGGCUGAUCUGGAUGGGGAUGACGCUAUCUCCUUCGAUGAGUUUCGGAAGUCCUUGGAGAAAGUGAACAUUGACCAUAAGAUGAGCAUUCGCUUCAUGCGCUAGAGCAGCGACUCACAGGAUCCUGAGAGGCUAACUGGCCUUCAUUUUCCAGAGAGCUGAAGGAACUACAGUACCGCCAUUCUAAAAAAGGGAUAUUUUUCAACUGGAAUCUUUAUCUGCAGUAAGCUCAAAGUGCCUGACACGUACAUGCUGCUUUACUGAAUAUAUAAUAUUAUGUUUACCAUGUUUACUACAGUUACUGUUUAAAUAUGUAAUUGAAUAUUUAAGUAUAUUCGUGCAGAAGAAUGUCAGAGGACUAAAUUUGGCACUUUAAGUGUCACUUAUUUUGUGAAAACAGUGAAAUCUUAAAAGUAGCUGUAAGUUUCUAGAAAUCCUUGUGAAGGAAUAAACACUACUGAGUCCAUAUUUAUUCAGGUGAUCCCCCAUAACGCCUGUCACUGAGUUUCCAUUACUGGGAAUUUAUGCAACUAGAACAUUGAUUCCAAAUAACCUGUGGGUGUUCCAAAUGAAAGGACUUAACUGAUGAAAAACAGCUACACUUAAAGUGUCAAUCCUAAAUUUUUUCAUAUUAAAAAAAUACCAUAUUUGAUACUUCUACACAAUGUCAUUUUUGUAGCAAUAUCGAUUCAACGUGUUAUGUUGUAUAAUUGCUCCUCUAUAUAUUUUCUGUAUAAUCCCGCCAAAUAUUCAAAUGUGGUGACGCACGCAGAAGAACGUGCUUGCCGAAUGAGAGUGGAAGCGCCUAAAAUCCAAAAAGUCUUUAAAAUUAGGUUUGAUAUGUUGCUCUAUAUUACCGUGUCGGAGGACACUGUUGGCAGCCUUUAGGGAGUGUUCUUUUUCUAAAAUACCAAAUCCCAGCUGCAGCCUUGCGGUCUGUCUGUACAAUGGAUCCUUUAUAAAGGUUCUGUCUGUGAACUUUAGUUUGUAGAAUGCAUAUUUUGCUAUGACUCAAAAAAAAGAAACAUCGCUACUAUAAUUGUAACAAUUGCACAAAUGUACACAUCCUAUCCUAAUGAAAGGGUUUUGUAAAAUUUAGCAUUUAAUGCUUUGCGUUGAUCAAUUUUCAUACCACGUUUCAUACAAGUAUGUGAAUUGUGUUAUAUUUCCUAAAAUCUGUAACAGUGCACUGUAUGUGAAAUAAUGUGUGUGUGUGGAAUGACAGUAGUCGUUUUUUUUUUUUUAAGACAAAUUUGACUCAUUAAAUAUUUGUGCUCUACCAAGGUAAGAAGUUUUUUAUUUUAAUAAAAAAUAAGCUGCAAGUA